AUGUCGGCCUCUUUCGUUGCGUCCACGGGCGCUCUCCCCCUGACGGCCACGCUCCUCCACUCGAAGUACAGACGUCCGACGUACACCGCAUCCAAGGGCUCCUCGCGUGGAAACCUGUUGACCGUGCGAGCUGAGAGCAAGGAUCAGGCUGGUUGCACCGGGAGCUGCGACUCUUGUGGUCUUGCCAAAGAGAAGAUGCAGUGUGAUGGGUCCGGUCGCAUCAUCGGUGGCAUGGGCGCGAUCCCACUCUUCUCGUGGUGGCCCAUCAAAGCCUACCGACCCUGCCCUGGGCUCAUUGAGAGUGGCGGUGUGUACGUUCGAAAGGGACAGGACGUUGAUGGGAUCCUUUUCGGAGAGAAAGGGAAGUGA
Micromonas commoda is the source of this 369-nucleotide messenger RNA. RefSeq lists its product with no specific name. NCBI's taxonomy places the organism in Eukaryota, Viridiplantae, Chlorophyta, Mamiellophyceae, Mamiellales, Mamiellaceae. The transcript has a single exon. The record is from RefSeq and is a predicted model, not a curated record. Bases 1 to 369 code for a protein of 122 amino acids.